AUGGUAGUGAUUAGCAAUGAUACAGGUUCUAUUGAUAUUCUUUUAGGUAGUUUUGAAGGUUUUGCAGAUCAAUACGGCUAUCGAACAGGCUCUAAUUCUCAGUGUGUAGUUGUUGGGAAUUUUGACAACGACGCUCAAUUAGAUUUUGUCGUUGUGAAUCGCGGAGCGUCGACUAUGAGUAUCUUUCGUGGAAACGCAGAAAGAAUUGAGAUUGUCAAGCGGUAUGCCAUUCACCAGAAUGCAGCUGAAGUUGCUCGUCAGUUCCAGGACCGUUACGAUCGAGCUCCUCCAGCUCGAAACAACAUCUUGAAUCUUGUACGGAAGUUUGACGAAACUGGAAGUGUCGAAGAUGAACCCAGAUCUGGUCGACCUAGAUCUGUUAGCACUGACGAAAACCGAGAACAUAUUCGUGUCGCAUUUGAAGAAAGUCCGGAAACGUCAACUAGAAGAGCGUCACUGGGGCUGAAUCUGUCUAGAACCAGUCUUCGUCGGAUGAUGAAGGAGCUGGGAUUGAAACCCUAUCGUCCUCAUCUACUACAUGACCUAAGCGAUGAUGAUCCUGAUCGACGUUGCGAAUUUGCCGAUAUUUUUCUGAACUUGGUUGCUGACGAUUCUUCGUUGUGCGACCGAAUUGUUUGGGCCGAUGAGGCUACUUUCAAGUUGAAUGGACACGUCAAUCGACACAAUUGUGUUUACUAUGCUGUAGAAAAUCCUCAUAUCGUCAUUACGCAAGAUAUGAAUGCUCUGGGAGUUACUGUAUGA
Messenger RNA from Adineta ricciae, 762 nucleotides. NCBI's taxonomy places the organism in Eukaryota, Metazoa, Rotifera, Eurotatoria, Adinetida, Adinetidae. The record is from the annotation of a GenBank genome assembly.